Messenger RNA from Penicillium riverlandense, 1656 nucleotides. RefSeq lists its product as uncharacterized. The record is from RefSeq and is a predicted model, not a curated record. Gene Ontology annotation, biological process: transmembrane transport; amino acid transport. Gene Ontology annotation, cellular component: membrane. NCBI's taxonomy places the organism in Eukaryota, Fungi, Ascomycota, Eurotiomycetes, Eurotiales, Aspergillaceae. Bases 1 to 1656 code for a protein of 551 amino acids. Gene Ontology annotation, molecular function: transmembrane transporter activity. The transcript has 6 exons.
AUGAAGUCGGACACUAGUACCAACAUCAAAUUGAAGGGAAGCAACUCUCAAGCCUUGGACGAAUCUACGCAGGCUUUCAGUGAAAUGGGUCCCGUGGAAAGCGUCGGGCUAGGAUACUUGUCGAGCGAUGCUAAUGACAUUGACGAUGCUAUCCUACGUGCCCAGGGCCAUAAGGCUGCCAUGCCUCGUCUUUUCUCAGCUAUGUCCUCACUGGGAUUGAUGUUCUGCGUGAUGAAUUCAUGGGUGGGAGCAAUGAGUACGUUUGGACAAAAUCUGCGAUACGGAGGGCCACAAUGUGCCAUCUUUGCGCUUGUGACAGCCACGUUUGUCCAAUGGAUAGUUACACUGGGUUUAGCAGAGCUCGCCUCUGCAUUCCCUAGUUCUGGAGGCCAGUAUCAUUUUACGUAUAUCCUUGCGCCUGAGAAGUUCAAGCGGCUUAGCGCCUUCGUUGUGGGAUGGAUGUCCGUUCUUGCCUGGUGGAUCGCGACGACCUCUGGGCUUUCCCUGGUGGCAAUCUCGGCCACUGGACUGGCGGCCUUUGUGAACCCAAGCUACACACCUAAAGACUGGCACGUCUACCUGUGCUAUCUUGCGAUGGCUAUGAUCUCUGUCCUCCCCCUUUUCCUGUUUCCGAAGUCGGUCCCGAAAAUCGCAUCUGGCUCUAUGUAUCUGAGUCUGAGUGGUUUCCUGGCCUGGUUUAUCAUCAUUCUAGCCAUGAGACAGCACACAAACGAUGGUUCAUAUGUUGUGAAAUCAGACAUGGGUACUAGCGGCUGGGGUCAAGGAACAGCAUGGGCUCUAGGGAUCACAAAUGCGAUGUAUUGCUUUGGAGGAUCAGAUUCGGCUAUCCAUAUCGCGGAAGAGAUGCAGGCUCCAGGACGUAGGUUGCCUGUGGUCAUGAACCUUACUAUGCUCAUUGGCUUCUUGACUAGCGUGCCUAUCGUGGUCGCUAGCAUGUUCACGAUGACUAACAUGACGGAAGUUAUGAAUUCUGGCUUCCCUGCUGUUGAGCUUAUGUACCAGGUGACUGGGAAUCGUCCCUUGACGAUAUUCUUAGCCGCCUGGCUGAUUGUUGUAUAUGCCACUGGCAUGCCCCCCCAGUUUGUUGCCUGUGGCCGUAUUGCCUGGGCUUUCGCACGAGACCGAGGAACCCCGUUCCCAGACUACUUUGCACAUAUUGACUCGAGGUUGCAAUUCCCAGCACGAGCUACCUUAGCAGCACUAGGGUUUAACGCCUUAUAUGGACUGCUAUAUCUUGCUAGUACAACUGCAUUCAAUUCUAUCAUCACGUCUGCAGUUCUUUUUCUCAACAUCACGCUUGCAGCCCCACAGGCCAUCCUCGUCCUACGUGGUCGUAACAAGUUCCUUCCAGAGCGGCCAUUCAAACUCGGGUACCUUGGUUAUUUCUGCAAUAUAUUCUCAGCCCUUUGGAUUCCGGUUCUGAUAGUUCUGGUGUGUAUGCCUCCAGCUCUACCAGUCACAGUUGGUUCUAUGAACUACACGGCGCCAGUCUUGGUUGGCAUUCUCCUCUUGAUACUUGGGGGUUGGUUUGUCUUUGGGCACCAAUUUGAAGGACCAAAGAUUGAUUGGGAGAUGCUGAAUAUGCGAAAUACAACGGAGUCUAGCAUCAAAAGCUCUGAAGAUAUUCAGUUCUAA